UUAGGCCCCCCCCCCCCCCCCCCGUGCAAACUGCUUGGGCCAGGUAAAAGUGGACAACGGGUUCGGCUCCACCUUCUUUUUGACCCCGAGAACCUACUAAACUUGUCCCUGCACGCUUGUAUCGGACUUCGUUAUGACUCAGCUGUUCUCAUCAAAAUUAAAACAAUAUUCAUGUAGGACCGCAUCAAAAUCGCGGCUAAUGCUAGAUUAUAUCGUCAGAGGGCGCAUCAAAAAAUGUACGGGAUCGACAUGGGAUGUGGAAUGUUUGCAGUCCCAUGGACUCAAUAGCGUAACGAUCCCAUAUAGUUAAUUUAAGACCGCGAUGUGAUCCUGUUCCAGUGAACAGCAAGCAAGGAACACCACAAGGAACCCCAUAUAAGAGAUGCUCAUGCCUAUUAUGCACAACCUAGGAAAAAGACCCCAUAAAUAGGAUGUGCACAAUGUGCGUUUAUUUCAAACUGUAACUUAUGAUCUAAAAAUGUCCCUGUUUCCCUGUUUGCUCUGACUUUGAUGUAAUAUUUUUAAAAUGUACCCUCUUUAUGACAAGUUUUCUUCUCAAUUGUGCUGCAGUUAUGCUGUUUGGCAUUUUCUGACAAACUACACGGAGAAAAAUACUUUGGUUGCUGUAACUAAAAGUGUCUUUUAGAUAUACUUAUUUCUAUGCGGGAUAAAAUAUCAUACGAGGGGGCCACCGAUCGCGUAAUCUUGUGUACAGAUGAGGAUGAGGGUGCAAUCCCUAUAUAAUCCCCUACAUAAUCCUGAUGAAUUCCGUGUAAUACUUGGCCAAAUUUUAAACCAUCAUCACUAGAUUUCACCUCAUUGGCCAAAUAUAGUGGUUUCAGAGCCAAGAAUUCAACAAAAUGCAUGUGUAAUCCCUUCAAAAUUCACGUGUAAUCCCCGUAAUCACGUAAUCCUGUGUACAUCCUAAAUAGACUAUUCCGGCGGGAGCGCGCAGAAGACUCCACGGAAGCACAAAACGACGCGUCCGUGUAACAGUAUCCUGUUUCGCUGCCCCGAAAGACUAGCCUAUCUGUUUUUCGGCGCUCUCUGCAGCGCUGUCUUCCUCUUAUUGUGGGGUUGCUAAUAUUAACAGUAGAAAAAAGGUAAAAAUUGCCAUUUGUUCCUUGAUCCUUUAGGAUUACGCAGCAGUUUUUACUCUUUUACUACCGGGCCAUUUCACCAAAACUGUCAUAUUCUUGUGCACAGUCGAUAGCGGACGAAUAAGUCACCUCACAAGGACGCCACUUUGCACAAAUCUGUCCGACGACAUAACGAAGCGAAUCCAUACUCGAACAGCAAACCAUAACCUCACACUUCGUCUCCACGGGAAGAAAACUGAUGAUUUUCUCCACUUUUAACUUGUCCUCACUUUCAGUUUCACCAAAAUAAUCAGCUAGAAAACAUAACACAUGUUGAGAUGUGAACAAACGGGGUUUCCAACUUAUCAUUGGAACCCCACAGAACGAUUUCGCAUCAAUAGUUUGAUCAAUUUGAAGGAGUAAUAUAUGGAAAAGUCGGGUUAUGUUCGUUUUCACAAAACAACAAAAAUUACUAAAACAAAGUUCAAAACGUGAUAAAAAAUCAACGAAUGGUUGUCCAAUACUUCUUGUGGGCGUAAUACAAUGCUCAAGGUACUAGUUAAACAAUACGAUAUGGCGAACACGACAAAUCUCGUCAUAAACCUAAUUUUAUCUUCAUUUUUCAAACGUACAAGUUCCAAAACAGGCCGCCGCCGCGCCGUUCGUGAAGGGACGGCUCGCCACGUGCAUUGUCGCCACGGGACAGUGCAGCCCUAGGGUAGGGCCGACGUGUUCGCGACAGGACAUUUGGCCCCGGGGUGCCGGCAAACAGUGUUCAUGACGGGACAGGUCGGCCCCAAGAGCAUGCCGAGGAGUUCGUGACGGGACAGUUCGCUCACAGGUUCGCACCGCACGUGUUCGCGACGGGACAGCUCACUCCCAGGUUGGUGCCGACCCGUUCACGACGGGACAGGUCGUCCCCAGGUAGCCGCCGACCUGUUCGUGACGGGACAUUGUGGCCCAAGGAGCAUGCCGUCGUGUUCUCCACGGGACAGUUUGUACCGCGGCCCUACCGGACUCGUUCGUCACGGGACCGUAUGGCCCUCCCAGCCAGAAAUGCAAACUCGAAACGACGUCGAAUCGACGUCGAAGUGACGUCGAAGUCGACAAUUCAUCGAUCUAGAUGACAAAAUUCCAUCGGAUCUGUAGUGUACCUAAGACAUACUGCAAAUAAGCUAUCUGCAAAUAACUGUAAUGGCUACUGUCACACUGAAUAAUAAAGCAGUUAGACUUGAGACACGGGCGUGAGCACACUUAAUUAAUUCUGACAACCCAAACUACAUUGGCGACGAGGUACUCUGAACUCUAGUCUCCACGAUGGGAGACUCUGACGGCAUGGAGAAGUUUGAGCCGUAUGUCAAUGCGUCAAGUGUUGGACCCAGGUGGCGGGUUUGGGCGCGCCAGGCGAAGAAUUAUUUGGAAGCAAAAGGAUUUGAAGAACCUAAACGACAGCGGGCAAUGUUCCUCCACAAAGCUGGAAAAGAAGUAGAAGAGAUCUUCUUUGCAACCGCUCCAGAUGACCCGGUUCAACCUGCUCCUUUGCCGGCAAACCCCACCGCAGCCCAAGAAGAGGUCCACGCUGCAGCGACGCAGGCUUUUGAACGUGAGUCAAGAUUGCUCUUUGAAAACGCUGUGUCACUUCUAACUCGCCAUUUCGAGCCGCAGAAGAACCAUAUCUAUGAAAGAGAGAUUUUCUUUGAUUUGCGGUUCGAAGCUUCAGAUACGGUCGAUUCAUUUGUCCAGAAGCUCAGGUCCCAAGCCUCUUACUGUGAUUUUGGUGAUGAGGGGGAUAUGAUUCGGGAUCGUUUGUGUGCACGAUGCCCGUGGGCUGAGCUCAAGAUGGAAUUGAAUAAAGUAAUAAUGGCCGCUACUGCAGCAGCGCCCUUCACCUUACAAUCAGCACGCACCAUGUCCAUAACCUAUGAGAAGCUUUUACAACAGGCCAGAGCCACUACUGAUGCUGUCAACCGCCUUCAGUUGAAUAAGAAGUCUUCUCAAAAGAAAGGUACGGAUAAUAAGAAGAAUAAUGGUCCUAAAUCUGCUGAUAAUUGUUUUAGGUGUGGGGCCCCUGACCAUAAGGGUUAUGAUCCUUCCUGCCCUGGUCUAAAUCAGUCUUGUGAAAGAUGUGGUAUUAAAGGACAUGUCAAGAAGAUGUGUAAAACCAAGAAGGAAAGAGUCGAAGCAUUCAAGGCAAGGAGAGUCGAUGUCCCUCCUGUCGAUUCGUCGGACGAUGAAGAUAUCAUACGUGCCUUUCACGAAGAACUCCCCGUCUGCCAGUUGAACUCUCAAGAUGCAAGUGAGUACAUAAAAGUACACUUGGGAUAUGCUAAAACUAGAAUGUUAAUUGACUCCGGAUCAAGGAAAAAUAUUAUUCCUAAGCAUAUUUGGGAACAAAUCAAGAAGAAAUUUCCAGGGGUUUUUCAAGAACAACUAAGAGUAUUAUGCCCCUAUGGUCUGGAAAGUGGAACUAGAGUUCAAAUUCUUGGAUACUUUGUCUGCAAUGUUUCCCUCGAAAAUGGGAAAACUUUGGACAAUGUUAAAUUCUAUGUGGUUGAUGUACCUCCUUCUUACGAAGCUUUGUUGGGGAAAGAAUCUGCCCUGCUACUGGAAGUCCUUCGACUUGGUUUAGGAGCUUCUGACCAGCUGAAUGCUGUUUCUCUCCCCUCUACUAGCAUUGCUAAUAAUUAUCCUACUUUGCUUAAGGGUGUUGGCAGAGUCGCCAACAUUAACAACACCAUUCCAAUGAAGAAGAACUCUCCAGGGAUAAUUCAACCUCAAAGAAGAGUGGCUUUUCAUUAUCUCCGUCCCAUGGAAGAAAUUUUAUCGGAUCUUCUGGCUCAUGACAUCAUUGAGAGAGUUCCACCGGACCAUGUUUCCAAAUUUGUGUCUCCUUCUCAUCUUGUUCCAAAAAAGGAUUCUGGUAAAUUUAGACUGGUGGUUGAUAUGAGACAGGUGAACCAGUAUGUUGAAGAGGUAAUGUACCCAAUUCCACUGGUGGAAGAUUGUUUGGCCAAAUUAAAUGGUUCUAAAAUAUUUAGCAAGAUUGAUUUCAAUUUAUUCUUUCACCAACAUGCAAUUGCAGAAGAGUCUAGAGAUGUUGGUACAUUUAGUACACCAUUUGGCCUUUUCCGCUAUAAAGUUCUAUUUUUUGGUUUGAGUUGUUUCCCUGAGUUGGCUUAUUCCACUGUAAGAAGCCUAACCCAUCAUAUCAAGAACUUUGUCCUGAUGUAGGAUGAUGGUGUUAUACAUGGAAAAGACCAGCAGACCCAUGAC
Molecule: messenger RNA, 4352 nt
Organism: Frankliniella occidentalis (western flower thrips)
Lineage: Eukaryota; Metazoa; Arthropoda; Insecta; Thysanoptera; Thripidae
Exons: 1
Coding region: 2397-4310 (637 amino acids)
Source: RefSeq, a predicted model, not a curated record